UGAUUCUCGCGGGGUUUAAUUGCGGAUCUGUAUGUGCCACGUCUGAGUUGCACAGAAUACAGCGGAUUGCAGGUGUGAACGGAAAGGCUGGGCACGAACUGGGUGAUAUGGGGCAUCUGGGAGCAAUGAAAUGGAGACUAGCAUGUGGUAUGUUUCUGGUACUGGUGGUGUCGAGUUGCCUUGUGCAUGUAAUCACUGCCCACUCGCAUGAGGAUUUGCACCACGGGCACAGCCACGCUCACCACGGGCACAGCCAUGAGUGCCACGGGCACAGCCAUGGGGGCCAUGGUCACAGUCAUGAAGACCUCCAUCAUGGACACAGUCAUGCUCACCGUGGUCACAGCCAUGAAGAUGCUCACCAUGGUCACAGCCAUGAAGACCUCCACCAUGGACACAGUCAUGCUCACCAGGAAAAUGCGCACAGCCAUGAGAAAGCUGACCAUGUAGAAGAUCUGGAGCGUAAGAAACGGGAGGCUGAACCUCUACUUAGCCAGGUGUCAAGGGAGAAGAUGGAACCUGUGGAACUUUGGACAUAUGCCAUCGGUGCCACCCUUCUGAUCUCGGCAGCACCUUUUUUUAUCCUCUUCCUGAUCCCAGUUCAGUCCAAAAGUAGCCAGCAUGAGUCCCUGCUCAAACUGCUCCUUAGCUUUGCCUCUGGGGGACUUCUGGGCGAUGCCUUCUUGCACCUCAUCCCUCACGCCUUGGAGCCGCACUCGCAUCACGAGGCAGCUGAAGAGGUUCAGGAUUUGCACGGUCAUGGGCAUUCUCAUGGUCACAAUCACGCUCACAUGAUGUCUGUUGGACUAUGGGUUCUUGCUGGAAUCAUUGCCUUCCUUGUUGUGGAGAAGUUUGUUCGACAUUUUAAAGGAGGACACGGACAUGGACACAGCCAUGCCGUUAAGGACAGCUCCUCAGAUGAAGGAAAAACGGAAGAGAGCGACAAAGAUGGAGGAAAAGAGGGAGUGCGACAAAGGAAGAAAGGAAAUAACGCUGCACAGAAAAACAAAAAGGGCAAAGCAGAAUCCCAGCAAUCAGAGAUGACCGUUUCUGGGUAUCUGAAUCUUGCUGCUGAUUUCACUCACAACUUCACGGACGGUUUAGCCAUCGGAGCCUCAUUUCUGGUCAGCAGCAAUGUUGGAAUUGUUACUACGAUCACCAUCUUACUGCAUGAGGUGCCUCAUGAGAUUGGUGACUUUGCCAUCCUGGUGCAGAGCGGUUGUACCAAGAAGAAGGCAAUGAUGCUCCAGCUUAGCACGGCUUUGGGCGCACUUGCUGGCACCGCCUGUUCACUUCUAGCAGAAGGGAUCGGCGAAGCAGCCACAUUGUGGAUUCUGCCUUUCACAGCUGGUGGAUUUAUCUACAUUGCAACAGUAUCUGUGAUCCCAGAACUGCUUAAGGACUCACGACCAUCUCAGUCCAUCUUUGAGACUUUCGGACUUCUACUGGGAGUUGCCAUGAUGGUCCUUAUUGCCCAAUUUGAGUAAUGUGGCAAAUUAAUACACACCUAUGACAUCACACCACAAGAGGAUGACAUCAGCAGGGACUAUGCUUGUGUCGUCUUCCUUGCACUAGUGUGAUGUCUUUGCUGAGCUUCAUUGACAUCAUCAGAAGUAAUGUCAUUUCUGGUCAAUAGUGGUAUCUUCCUUGCUAGGGCAGUAACCAUCUUUGGACAAUUAACAAUUAUGACAUCGUUCUGGGAUCUCUCAAUGAUAUCACAAUUUUAUUUUCCAGAACAACAUAAUAUCAUUGUUCCAUAUACUAAUGUUUCUUCCUUUUUUUUUUUUUUUUUUUUUUUCUUGGACCAAAUUCUUAUUAUAAUGAGAUCACAAUAUUCUCUUUGUUUAGUGGCUCGUCCCCCUCGUUAAACUAGAGCUGCAGCCAGGUUCGGCUAUGGUCAAGAGGACAAAUUAGUUUAAGGAGCAUUAACAAAAAUAUAAAAAGGUGUUUAUAUAUAUAUAUAUUGGUUAGAUUCAGAUUUUGUGAUUUCUGUUUCUAUGUGGUAUAGGUGUGUUUUUAUAUUUAAUGUUGGUUUCUUUGUUAAUUUUAGAUGAAGCACCUGACAGUAUGUAGAAACCAAUCCUUUAUUGCGCUACAUACAAUUUAGUUUAUUUUAAGUACUAGAAUGUUUUGCUAAAAUGUUGAUCAUUUAUAAGUGACACCGUAGGGCUGGAGUGACAUUUUAUAUUGUCACUACUUUGCGCAUGCAUUUUAGGUGUCUAUAAUAUUUUAAAUGUUUUGCCACAACAGUUUAAACCUUGCAAUAUUUCAGGAGCAAACCUAAGUAAAUUAAGGCUUCUUUUGCUAGUGAACAUCUGUUACUAAAUGUAUGUGAGUUUAAAAACUGUUCUGGUGACGGUCACUGACCAGGAAAACUAUUGCUUUGAAACCAAAGUGUUCUGGGAUUCAGUAUAUCAUCUCUAUCAUUUCUGUAAGGGAAGAGGUAAUGAAACAAGUUUCCUUAAACUGAAGUGUACUAGCAAAGAAAAUGGACCGUGUUGAUGUAUAACUUUAGUCUAACUGGAGAUCAGAAUCAAUUUGAAACCUUAACAUAUUUUUAUGAUUGUUCCCUUUUGUGUACAUCUGUAACAUGGGUCUGUAACAUGGGUAAUGGUGAUGAUACAACUCCUAUAUGUGUGUAUUUAUUCUAUAAAAUGUUCCAUUGUAGCCAGCUCUCUCUAAGGUCUCAGAGGAGAAAAUUUUACAGCUGAGAACAACUCUGGAGAUUCUCGUGCACCUCCCACUCUCUUAAUAGUCACUACUCACAGGAGAUGUUUAUAGCUCUGCACACUUGUGAGAAGGUACUCACUUGAGCAGGUCUUUUGUUGAUUUCAUGAUUUUUUUUUAUUUUUAGAUAAUGGGAAGACAACAGGGAAAUAAAGGUUCAAAAAAUA
Messenger RNA from Bombina bombina (fire-bellied toad), 2891 nucleotides. It is a transcript of the gene SLC39A7, whose product is annotated as solute carrier family 39 member 7. Bases 108 to 1484 code for a protein of 458 amino acids. The record is from RefSeq and is a predicted model, not a curated record. Gene Ontology annotation, biological process: intracellular zinc ion homeostasis; zinc ion transmembrane transport. Gene Ontology annotation, cellular component: membrane. Gene Ontology annotation, molecular function: zinc ion transmembrane transporter activity. Lineage: Eukaryota; Metazoa; Chordata; Amphibia; Anura; Bombinatoridae. The transcript has 8 exons.